ACAAAAAGAAAACAUAAUAAAAACAUACUAAAAAUAGAAACACAAAAUUAAUUAAAUGGUUCAAUAUAAUUGUCAUAUAAGCCGCGCUCUACAAAGAUACAGAGUGGUGUUAAUUAAAGAUUAACAGAGCAGGAUAUGUGACGUUGUGUGAUUUCACUGGACUUUGACAGUGAGUCACUUCAGUGUCUGAGACGAGGCGACUGAACCACCCGACAGUGACAUCUCUGCCCUCCACAUACUUCAAAACUCCAAGAUGCUUCACCUGAAAGGACUCGGUGCCAUCGGCGCUUUGGUUUUCCAUCACACCCUCGUCUUGGUUCUCCUAACACGUCGCUGCGAAGGUGAGUCUCAGGUGAUUGGUCCAUCUCAGCCAAUAGUGGCAGCUGUUGGUGAUGACGUCGUGUUGCCAUGCCACCUGGAACCUGCCGUGGACGCUUCAAGCAUGACAGUGGAGUGGACGAGACCUGACCUGAGUCCCAGAUUUGUGCAUGUGUGGCGUGACGGUGUGGAACUGGAGAAUAAAAAACACCCGUCCUACGUGGGGAGAACGUCAGUGUCCGUCAACAAACUGAAGCUCGGAGACGUUUCACUGAAACUGUCCAGAGUGAAACUGUCUGAUGAGGGAACGUACAGAUGCUUCGUUCCAACUCUGAACAGAGAGUCUACUGUAACGCUUGUUGUUGGUGCAGUCUCCUCACUUAUCAUCAGCUUGAUGAGGACUGAGAACGAUGGGGUGGUGUUGCAGUGUGAGUCUAAAGGCUGGUAUCCAGAGCCUGAGCUGUUGUGGCUGGACGGUGAGGGAAAGCUGCUCUCUGCUGGACGAACAAAGACAGUCAGAGGUCCUGAUGACCUCUAUACUGUCAGCAGCAGAGUGACUGUGGAGAAGAGACACAGCAACAGCUUCACCUGUAGAGUCCAACAGAAGAUCAUCAACCAGACCAGAGAGAUACAGAUACAUGUUCCAGAUGACAUCUUCAUUGCAUUCAGUAGACCUGAGCUUUAUCUCACUAUUUUUGUGGCUGUUGGAUUCUUGUCUAUUCUUGCAGUUUUCUUUGCUGUGUGGAAAUGGAGACAAAAUAAGAGGAAAAUGAAAAAUAUGGAGGAUUUCAAUGAAGACAAGACAAACCUUGAUCAGGAGUUAGAAAAGGAAGAACACCUAAAGAAAGUCAAGGUGGAGGUAAUGACAAUAUGGAAGAACCAUAAGAACCAACUAGAGAACUUAAGAAAGCAACUGGAAUCACAGCUGGAAGAGGCAGUUGAGACCGUGACGAAGCUAGAGUCUACAAAGAAUUCGUCUGGCCUUCAAUUCACUUUUAUACGAUCGUUCUACAAUGGCACUAAGGCCCUUCCUGAAGAGGCCUACCAAGAACUGGGGAAGAGAAACGCUGGACUUGAGGAAUGGCUAAAGAACUUUGAAAAACAACUACAGACAACAGAUGAAGGGAUUACAAGACUGAUAGCAGCGACCGAACAAGACAAGGCUCAAGGAAACCCAGAGGGUCAGAGCAGUCCGAGAGAGGAAGCAGAGGAGGACAAUGAAACUACUGUGUUAGCACCAAAAGAGGAUUAUUAUUCUGAACCUGAAAUUAAAGCUCAGGUGUAGACAAAAUGAACAGAAACCAGUGAGCUGUCUAACUUUGAUUAGAGAAUUCUAACUACUGCAAAAGUGAAGGUGGAAAAAACGGUGUGAGGGAGAGGGCUUACUGUUUUUAUACUUAUAGCUCAAUGUUGAAUGAAUAUCUUUUGUUUUUUCUCUGUAUACUUGUUCCACCGACCUCCACGGUCCGGAUGCUGAGUGGAAGAGAUCAUUGAACCCAACCUAUCAGGAAUUGCUGGGUUUUGAAUUGAAUCGUUCAACUCAAUGAUCCCUCGAGUUGCAAUCAUAAGAAAUUUGCUGUUUAAUAAAAAUCCGAAACUC
Messenger RNA from Seriola dumerili (greater amberjack), 1918 nucleotides. RefSeq names its product butyrophilin subfamily 3 member A2-like. The record is from RefSeq and is a predicted model, not a curated record. The coding region runs from base 254 to 1603 and encodes 449 amino acids. The transcript has 7 exons. NCBI's taxonomy places the organism in Eukaryota, Metazoa, Chordata, Actinopteri, Carangiformes, Carangidae.